Messenger RNA from Pogona vitticeps (central bearded dragon), 3008 nucleotides. The record is from RefSeq and is a predicted model, not a curated record. Lineage: Eukaryota; Metazoa; Chordata; Lepidosauria; Squamata; Agamidae.
CUCUCUCUCUCUCUCUCUGCCUCGGCCAGUUCCCGAGGGCCGCCCGAGGCGUCUGCCAUGGAAAGGCGGCUGCUGGCACUGUUGCUGGUCCAGCUGCUGAGGGCGGGGUGUGCGUCGGCCCAGGUGGAAUCCUGCCCCUUCCACUGCGUCUGCCAGAACCUCUCCGACUCGCUCAGCACCCUCUGCGCCAACAAAGGCCUGCUCUUCAUCCCACCCAACAUUGACCGCCGGACGGUGGAGCUCCGCCUGGCCGACAACUUCAUCCAGGUGGUGGAGCCCCCGGACUUCCUCAACAUGACCGGGCUGGUGGACCUCACCCUCUCGCGCAACACCAUCGACACGAUCCGCCCGUUCGCCUUCGGGGACCUGGAGGGACUACGCUCCCUCCACCUGGACAGCAACCGGCUGACGGAGAUCCAGGAGGAGGCGCUGAGGGGCCUCCUGAACCUCCAGCACCUCAUCCUGAACAACAACCAGCUGGUGGACAUCUCGGCGGCCGCCUUCGACGACUUCCUGCUGACCCUGGAGGACCUGGACCUCUCCUACAACAACCUCCGCCGCGUCCCCUGGGAGGGGAUCCGGGGGAUGGCCUACCUCCACACCCUCAACCUGGACCACAACCUCAUCGACUUCGUCCUGGAGGGGGCCUUUGGGGAGCUCUACAAGCUCUCCCGCCUGGACAUGACCUCCAACCGCCUCCACACGCUGCCCCCGGACCCCCUCUUCGCCCGCUCCCAGGUGGGGGUCGUCAGCCCCACCCCCUACACCCCCACCAUCGUGCUCAGCUUCGGCGGCAACCCCCUGCACUGCAACUGCGAGCUGCUCUGGCUGCGCCGGCUGGCCCGCCUGGACGACCUCGAGACCUGCGCCUCCCCGGCCCCGGUGGCCGGCCGCUACUUCUGGUCGGUGCCUGAGGAGGAGUUCACCUGCGAGCCGCCCCUCAUCACCCGCCACACCCACACGCUGUGGGUGCUGGAGGGCCAGCGGGCCACCCUGAGGUGCCGGGCCAUCGGGGACCCCGAGCCCGUCAUCCACUGGGUCUCCCCCGACGACAAGAUCGUCGCCAACUCCUCCCGGACGACCUCCUUCCGCAACGGCACCCUGGACCUCUUCGUGACCACCAUCCGGGACGACGGGGCCUACACCUGCAUCGCCAUCAACGCGGCCGGGGAGUCGACGGCCACCGUGGACCUCAAGAUCAUCCCGCUGCCCCACCGGGGGAACGGCAACGCCACGGCCCUGCAGCCGGACCCCGGCUCGUCGGACAUCGCCACCUCCGCCAAGGCGGCGGCCAACGCCACCGAGGGGGGCUCCGAGCGGAGGGUGGAGGUCUCCGAGGUGACGGCCUCGUCCGCCCUGGUGCGCUGGGCGCCCGACAAGCCGGCCUUUGCCGCCUGGAUGUACCAGAUCCAGUACAACUGCACGGUGGACGACACCCUGAUUUACAGGAUCAUCCCUGCCAGCAGCCGUCACUUCCGGCUCAAGCACCUGGUGCCCAGCGUGGACUACGACCUCUGCGUCUUGGCCAUUUUUGACGACGCGGCCACCUCCCUGGCCGCCACGCACCUCCUGGGCUGUGCCCAGUUCUCCACGCAGGAGGCCUACCCGGACUGCCGCUCGCUGCACGCCCACUUCCUCGGAGGGACCCUGACGGUGAUUGUGGGCGGCGUCAUCGUGGCCACCCUGCUGGUGUUCACCGUGGUCAUGAUGGUGAAGUACAAGGUGUGCGGCAGUGCCCGGGGGGCGGCCCUGCCCAAGGUCACCCACGUCCACUCCCAGACCAAUGGCAGCGCCCCCUCCAACGGGCUGCUGCUCCCCCGCCAGCGGACGCCCCCCAAGGAGGGCGGCCCGGGGAGGUCGCGGCCAGGGAGGGCCAGGGGGGCCCAGCGCAGGACAGGGACGGGCGGCCUCGGGGCCCCCGCCUGGCCCCCUCCCGCCCCCGCCAAGGCCAAGCGGAGCAGCUCCCUGGACAUGGGCGAGGUCUCCGCCUCCCCCUCGCCCCACGCCUGCUACAGCUACGCCAAGCGCCUCAGCUUCCUCUGGACCAAACGCAGCCAGUCCGUCCACGGGAUGCUGGCACAGUGCACGGCCGCCCACGAAGACGCAGCGGCCAAGAGGAUCGGGCCCUUCCUCAAUGCAGACGAGCUGGAGGAGAGCGUGGUAUAGCCCACAAUGGUUUUCCCUCAGAGGAGCGCAACCCCCCUUCUCCCCCCCCCGGAUUUGGGAGCCUGCGCUGGCACGAAUCAGGGCCAAGUCUGUGCCUGGGUGUCAGGAAUGACGAGGGGUGUGUGUGUGUGUUUGUGUCAAGGAGCAGGAAGGCCUCUCCUCGCUUGGAGGCCACCCAGCGUGACUUGGCUGUGCCACGCGCCUCGGGCAGGCUUGGAAAAGUGUGUCGCCUCGCACGAGGAAACAGUGAGUCCGUGGAAUGACCGCACGGCCUGGCACCAGCCCCCUUUUCUCCGAGAAGGGCUGCCCCCGCUCUGCCCGUCUGGGCUAAGCACCGUGGAGGAUCCUCGCCCAGGAAACGAAGGAAAGGAGAUGGGGUGGCCGAAGGAGCAUCGCUGCAGUGGGAAGAGGAGGAGGAAGGCCACCCUGGCUCCUUAGGGCCAGCUGGUGCCGCCCCCCCCUUUGCUCUGUCUUGUGCACCUGGCAGGGUGUGCCUGGCGGGGCAUCUGGUGGGCCCUGGAAUCGAUUGUGGGGGAGGGAGAAGGGUGUGUGUCUUUGUGUGUUUUUCUUCGAAAAUCCAUUUGCCAAAAAAGAAAGGGAGAAUCCCAUUAGAAGGACACAAGCGCCCUCAAGCCCCUCCCUGCCAGAGCCACCAUUAAGCACAGGAUGGCAGACAAACUGUAUCAAAGACCAAAACAGGGCAGAGAUUUGGAGGUCUGCACCCCCCCCACCCGAGGGAUGGGCAAGGAAGGGGGGCAAAAUCCCACCAGAAGUCAAACCCAGAUUCUGUACCAGUCAAAGCCGGAUUUUUGUGAUGUGUAUAAAUUGGGAACAUUUGCAUA